AUGUCGUCUCAAGCCGGCUCCGCACAGCUGUUGCUCAACGGACUUCCACCGCGCACGCAAAUAACGGUUGAUGCACAUUCCGAAACAUAUGUGAUCAACGAGCGCUUUUCGGGCAUCAAGUCACUUCCUACCGGCUGGCAUUGUAUUUCUUGGAGCAUUCCAUCGUCCGAUUCUUCCACUGACCAAUGCGCCUCAGCUAGACCGUCCGAAGUAUCACUACGUAAUGUUCUGCUCCGAUGGUUCGACGACGGAGAAACCGCGGUUCGAGAGCUAGACCGCUUGCAGCAAACGCUCGUCGUUCCUGAUCAGCUCUUGUCUUGCUCAACUGCUGUAUCUACUUCCAGUAGUACAAGACCAAAGCGUUAUCGUAAAUCGCGGGCAAUGAAUGCCUCUGGUGUUCAAACCGUAUCGAUGCUUGUCACGCCGGAAGUGCUGAGCGCCGUUGAGCCACGUCUGUUACCGUAUCCAGAGGAUGCAGGACAUAUGUGGCGUCAGGCAACGCGGCAUCUCAGCCUGGAUCGAGGUGGGAUGGGUCGACAAGUUGUUGCCAGAGUCGUUGGUGUCGAAAUUGCAAGCGGAGAUUUCACGACGGAUAGCCUUUCGACCGGGCCGAGCAGAUGGAACGAUGCCAAGGAAGAAGAGCAGCUCCAACGCACAACGGGUGCAUUGGGCAGGAAAGAGGAUGGCAAGCUCAUUUGGGGCAAAUCGAGGCGAUUGCAAGCCAAAACGUCUGAGGUCGAGGUGCAAGAUGAUAUGGAGAAUGGAGUGGAGGAUGCAGUGGAGCACAAGAGCCGAAAGCGCUCGGCAUCGAUAGAGUCGAUAGAAGGAGAGAGGGAUGAUGGCCAACUGGCAUUUACACGUUUCGAGCUGAGACGCAGCUGGCCGGCGAAUUCGAUCGGUGCUGAAAUCACACGAUGGAGCCAAGACAAGAGCUGGCUUUUACGCGAUGUAGCGCGGCGUAGUUGGUUGGGCAUUUCGCAUUCUGCGUAUUCUGCUGAUGGAGACGGCUGGUUCGUAGGUUUGUUGUGCGAGUUCGAACUGGCAUUCGUCGUGUUCAUUACAGCCAACAAUGCGUAUGCUUUCGAACAGUGGAUGGACAUGGUCGCGCUGUUUUGUCGCGCAUCUUCGCUGAUUGGUGCGCAAUCCGCUUUUCAGCUACACCCAUCCACCCAGAUCUCGUCUCCUCGCACGGACCGAGACAUCCACCUCAACGCCCACAUAGCGUUCCUCAACACCCUCCACACUCACGUUUUCAUUCUGCCUACCGACUUCUGGUCCUCCCAAUCUACGACACAGCAAGAAUCUCAGUUGCUCAAAAACCUCGACAUCCUACGUGCAAACAUCGCCCGCUCUCUCUCGACUCCUUGUCACUAUCAACACACCGUGGACGAAGACCAGCGAGAACAGCUCGUCAAAGCGUGGCGAGCCCUCUCUCACACCACCUCAUCCAGGUUCGGCUGGUCUCUAGAUCACAGACUCGACGAAGAGGCCGAAGUGUACGACGAUAUCGAGGCGGAACAAGGCGAAGACGCACCCGUAGUUGUCGACCUGUGA
Mycosarcoma maydis (corn smut) is the source of this 1554-nucleotide messenger RNA. RefSeq lists its product as uncharacterized. The record is from RefSeq and is a predicted model, not a curated record. Gene Ontology annotation, biological process: spliceosomal tri-snRNP complex assembly. The coding region runs from base 1 to 1554 and encodes 517 amino acids. NCBI's taxonomy places the organism in Eukaryota, Fungi, Basidiomycota, Ustilaginomycetes, Ustilaginales. The transcript has a single exon.